AUGAUUGAAAUUAGAAUUAUCUUAGAAACGGCUUUCAUAGAGAUUCCCUCUAACAGCUUGUGGACCAAAGGAAUGAUAAUUACUUCUCCUGAAUGCUUGGGAAAUCUCUGAUCGAGUUUUGCCAAAGCUCUCUUUUAGCACAAUGGUUAUAAUGAAAAAGCUUGCAAUACAAAAUCCCCCAAAUACAAAGAAAAAUAACGUAUUAGAUUCGUGAAAUUGGAUAUAAAUAUUCAUACUGUCCGUGAUCCAGGAGGCAAUUGUUGGGAGGAGCAAAACUACUCCAUUAGUCAACCAAUGAGCAGACGUGGUUAUGGCCAUCCCUUUAUCUGGUGGAAGCAAGGGUCACCCGAAAAUUGGUCGCAAAGAUUGUUACAAAAAUUGUUGAUAAUAUAUUUGCAAAGCUGUCAAACAUGGGAACUCCAUAAUCAGUGUAAUUUACCUCUAAAGAUGCUUGAAAUAGCACUGUUAAACAAAAUCAGCUAACAAGGAAGCCAAUAAGAAGGAGUGUCUUCCUUCUUCAGUAUGUGAGAAACACCAUUGUAACUGGAACCAAUAGGAGAUUCAGGAAAGAAAUGAUCAGUCUUAAAUUCCAACGACUCGAGUCAGGAUUAAAUCUCAAAGAGGAAGCAAAAUUGAUAACAAUAUCAAUACCUGACAACUCAAUUAUUCAUCUCAAUAUGACUCAAGCCCACAGUUUCCGCUUGCCUCUCGUCUUACAAAGAGCUUUCCAGGUAUCUUUUUCCAUUCUGGUCGGAGGUUGUCUUGAUGCUUGUUGGAUAUUUGUGAUGAAUUCAUCUCCAUAAGCCGAGUCCACCGAUGCAUUUUCACCACUUGUUUCAUAAGAAUCUGACUUAGAGAUAAGAUAUUCUUCAUAAAUAGGAUUUUCUCUCCUAAAAAUAAAUAAGAGGCAGAGUAGUUUCAUGAAGGCAAUGAUAAUCGGACCUGAAAAUAUUUCUCUCCAGAUUAUAUGCUUUCCUUCCAAAGGCUUGCAAUAGUCAUCGACUCGAGAGAAGGGUUGGGUGAAGUCAGGAAGCCAAAAGUUCAUGACAUAUGCAUAAAAUUGACCAAUAUUUACCCAAAGUGCUAUGAAUCAAAUUAAGAUUCCUCUCAUUUUCUCAGGGGCAACCUCCAUGAUAAACAUUGGAGAUAGAGCAUUUGAAAUUCCAAAAGAAAAGCCCAUGAUUCCUCUUCCGAUUAUAUAAGCUUGA
This is a messenger RNA of Moneuplotes crassus, 1208 nucleotides long. The record is from the annotation of a GenBank genome assembly. Lineage: Eukaryota; Ciliophora; Spirotrichea; Euplotida; Euplotidae.